CAAGGUCGUCAAUUGUCAAUUGACAAAUAGUACGGCACUUUUGAUAAUCUUCAUAUUUAAAGCCUGGUGGCCCGUCUCUGGUAAAAUCAUGGCGGAUUUCGUAAAGCUUUCCAUCUUUGGUACAGUGUUCGAGGUAACCACGCGAUAUGUAGACCUUCAACCGGUCGGUAUGGGCGCAUUCGGACUCGUCUGUUCCGCAAAGGAUCAACUCUCCAACACCUCUGUCGCUAUCAAAAAGAUCAUGAAGCCUUUCUCCACUCCUGUACUCAGCAAGCGGACAUAUAGGGAGCUCAAGCUUCUUAAACAUCUGAGGCAUGAGAAUAUCAUCUCAUUGAGCGACAUUUUCAUAUCACCAUUAGAAGACAUAUACUUCGUCACAGAGCUGCUUGGUACCGAUCUCCACCGACUGCUCACCUCUCGCCCGCUUGAAAAACAGUUCAUCCAGUACUUCCUUUACCAAAUCCUUCGUGGUCUCAAAUACGUUCACUCCGCCGGCGUUGUCCAUCGUGACCUGAAACCAUCAAAUAUUCUCGUCAACGAGAAUUGCGAUUUGAAGAUUUGCGACUUUGGAUUGGCCCGAAUUCAAGACCCUCAAAUGACGGGAUACGUCUCUACGCGAUAUUACCGCGCCCCGGAGAUUAUGUUAACUUGGCAGAAGUAUGAUGUGGCCGUCGACAUCUGGAGCACAGGCUGUAUUUUCGCCGAGAUGUUAGAGGGAAAGCCCCUCUUCCCAGGGAAAGAUCACGUCAAUCAAUUUUCCAUCAUCACCGAGCUCCUUGGCACACCACCAGACGAUGUCAUACAAACUAUCGCCAGUGAAAACACCCUGCGGUUCGUGCAAAGCUUGCCCAAAAGGGAAAAAGUUCCAUUUUCUUCGAAGUUUCCGAAUGCCGACCCUAUCUCCCUUGAUUUACUGGAGAAGAUGCUUGUCUUCGAUCCUCGUACCCGAGUCUCAGCUGCCGACGGGCUUUCCCAUGAGUAUCUGGCCCCGUACCACGAUCCCUCCGACGAACCCGUCGCCGCGGAAGUCUUUGAUUGGUCUUUCAACGAUGCGGACCUGCCAGUGGACACAUGGAAGGUGAUGAUGUAUAGUGAGAUCCUGGACUUCCACAACCUCGGUGACAUUGGCGCAGGCGAGGCGGAAGGACCAGUGACUGGUGAACUACCCGCUGCGCCCGUGGCUGCCUCAUAAACCGAUUCCACAUUUCCGACGUCGAACGCCUAGACAGCCCCGAUCCUGACAUUGAGGACCUGCGAGAGGACGUAGAAAAGUUGAGCGGAUGAAAUACAGAGAAACGAAGGAGGAAGUUUGAAUUAUUCGACUGGGUUGUUUGUGUGAUUUCCAUUCGAGAUGGCAGCAGUUGGGGAUAUACACCAUUUUCAUUCUCAAACUAUAUACACAAGUCACUUUUUGCCUCAUUCCCGCAAUACCUAUUCUUUUACUGUCCUUUGGAAGAAUCUCGCUGCACACGUUUUGGCGAGCUGUUUUGCAUGUCUUUAGCACCAUC
Messenger RNA from Tremella mesenterica DSM 1558, 1508 nucleotides. RefSeq lists its product as uncharacterized. Gene Ontology annotation, biological process: osmosensory signaling pathway; cellular response to oxidative stress; stress-activated MAPK cascade. Gene Ontology annotation, cellular component: cytoplasm; nucleus. The coding region runs from base 89 to 1192 and encodes 367 amino acids. The transcript has 11 exons. Gene Ontology annotation, molecular function: ATP binding; MAP kinase activity. NCBI's taxonomy places the organism in Eukaryota, Fungi, Basidiomycota, Tremellomycetes, Tremellales, Tremellaceae. The record is from RefSeq and is a predicted model, not a curated record.